This is a messenger RNA of Dovyalis caffra, 2760 nucleotides long. The record is from the annotation of a GenBank genome assembly. NCBI's taxonomy places the organism in Eukaryota, Viridiplantae, Streptophyta, Magnoliopsida, Malpighiales, Salicaceae.
AUGGGCUUGAAAGGCACCGUUGACAUAGACAUCUUGACGCAAUUGCCGAAUUUGAGAACAUUAAGCUUCAUGAAUAAUAGCUUGGAUGGUCCAAUGCCUGAAGUGAAGAAACUUGGUUCUUUGAGAAACUUUUAUUUGUCAAACAAUGAUUUCUCAGGUAAAAUUGGUGAGGAUGCUUUCGAUGGCAUGAAUUCGUUGAGGGAAGUUUAUUUGGCACAUAAUGUGUUUACUGGUGGCAUUCCAAGAUCACUUGUUACCUUGCCGAAACUAACAAAGCUGAGCCUUGAAGGGAAUCGACUUGAUGGGAACUUACCUGAUUUUUCUCAAGAAAACUUGACUGUGUUUGAUGCUGCAGAUAACAAUUUCAAGGGUCAGAUACCAACUAGUCUUUCUGGCUUCAGUACAAGCUCUUUUACAGGGAAUAAAGGGUUAUGUGGAAAGCCACUGCCUGCAUGCAAAUCAUCCAAGAAAAAGACCAUGAUAAUAAUUGUGGUUAUUGUUGUAUCUGUGGUUGCAUUAUCUGCUAUUGUUGCCUUUGCCUGCAUCCGCAGCCGCCAAACCAAAACACCCAAAUUUAAUGGUACCGAAAAGAAAUUUGCCAAGAAUGGCAUUGUCCAAAAGGAAACUCAAUUGUCAGAUCAGUUUGGUGAUGGUAAAAAGGGUGAUAAUGGACAGUUGCAUUUUGUAAGAUAUGACCGGGAAAGAUUUGAUUUGCAGGAUCUCCUUAGGGCCUCUGCUGAGGUUUUGGGCAAUGGCACCUUUGGUUCAUCUUAUAAGGCGGUUCUUUUAGAUGGGCCUGGUAUGGUUGUGAAGAGGUUUAGGCAUAUGAGUAAUGUAGGGAAGGAAGAAUUUCAUGAGCACAUGAGAAAGUUAGGAACAUUGUCACACCCUAACUUGCUCCCUCUAGUGGCAUACUACUACAGAAGAGAAGAAAAGCUUUUGGUUUCUGACUUGAUCGAAAAUGGCAGCUUGGCUUCUCAUCUUCAUGCUAAGCGUUCCCCAGGAAAAACAUGGCUUGACUGGCCAAGUCGGCUGAAGAUCGUCAAAGGAGUUGCCAGGGAUGGUACAUUCGAGCCCCUCUUGACAGAUUAUGCUCUGGUUCCUAUGGUUAAUAGGGACCAUGCUCAACAAGUUAUGGUUGCCUACAAGUCACCUGAAUUCACUCAUUCUGACCGCACGACAAGGAAGACUGAUGUGUGGAGUCUUGGUAUACUGAUUCUAGAAGUCUUGACAGGCAAGUUCCCUGAAAAUUAUCUAAUGCAAGGUAAGGGUGGUGAUGCAGAUUUGGCAACUUGGGUUAACUCAGUUGUUAGAGAAGAGUGGACAGGGGAGGUGUUUGACAUGGAUAUGAUGAGGACUAAGAAUUGUGAGGGAGAGAUGCUGAAGUUGUUGAAGAUUGGGAUGUGCUGCUGUGAAUGGAACCUGGAGAGGAGGUGGGAUUUGAAGGAGGCUGUAGCCAAAAUUGAGGAAUUGAAAGAGAGAGACAACGACAAUGAUGACUUAAGUAAUUCCUUUCCAAGUGAAGCACUCCCAAGAAAAGCAUAUAAAGGAAGAGAGGAUUACCAGCUUUUUCUCGUAGUUAUUAUGGCAGGGCCCGAUAGUCAAGCUAAAUUUAUCGAGAGCAGUGAUUUUGUCGCCAACUUAUCAUCACGAGGGGUAGAUUAUCUUUUAUCUGGUGAAGGAAAGGUGCCCUUGUUGUCGUCGUGUGAUGGUAAGGUGAUUUGCCUCUUCUUCUCCGCAAACUGGUGCAGGCCAUGUAAAUCAUUUGCUCCUCAGCUUGUGAAGAUUUAUAAUAGCCUAAGAGCUACUGGUAAUAAACUAGAGAUUGUCUUCAUCUCCUUUGAUCGCGACGAGGACGGAUUCAAGGAACACUUCAAGUGCAUGCCAUGGCUUGCAGUCCCUUUUGAAGUAAACUUGCAUAGAUAUUUGAGUGACAUCUAUCACGUUAAUCGCAUUCCGUCAUUUAUCUCAUUGAGUUCGGAUGGAAUAUCAGUUGAAGAAGAUAUGAUUGGUUUGGUCGAAGACUAUGGAGCUGAAGCAUUUCCCUUCACCAGGAAAAGAUUCGAGGAGUUGAGGUCUAUCGAUGAUGCAAAGCGCCAUGGAGGGAAAUUACAACAACUUCUGGCACAUGAAGGAAGAAAUUAUGUUUUAUCAAGAGAUACCAGAAAGAUAUUAGUAUCUGAACUUGGUGGCAAGACAAUAGGCCUUUACUUUGGUGCACACUGGUGCCCUCCAAGCCGAGCCUUCACUGCACAACUCAUCCAAGCUUACAGCGAGAUCAUAACCUCCAAAGAUGGAUGUUUUGAAAUUAUUUUAGUCUCUACAGACCGAGACCUUAAAGAAUUCAACACCAACCUAAGCAACAUGCCAUGGCUUGCUAUUCCCUAUGAGGACAGGACGCGGCAAGACCUUUGCAGGAUCUUUAACAUUAAAGGGAUUCCAGCUUUGGUCAUUAUUGGACAGGAUGGGAAGAUCAUUAGCACAGAUGGAAAGGCCAUAAUUUCCUUGUAUGGUGCUAAGGCUUUCCCAUUUACAGAGUCGAGGAUCACAGAGAUCGAAGCAGCUUUGGAAAAGGAAGGAGAUGCAUUGCCUCGGCAAGUGAAGGAUAAAAAGCACCAACAUGCUCUGAAGUUGGACAUGGCAAAAGCAUAUGUAUGUGACUGCUGCAAGGGGCAAGGCAAGUUCUGGGCAUUCUCUUGUGAUGUGUGUGAUUAUGACCUUCAUCCAGCAUGUGUAGAAGAGGCAUGCUCAGACUCUUAG